This is a messenger RNA of Penicillium macrosclerotiorum, 1776 nucleotides long. RefSeq names its product Laccase abr2. Lineage: Eukaryota; Fungi; Ascomycota; Eurotiomycetes; Eurotiales; Aspergillaceae. Gene Ontology annotation, molecular function: oxidoreductase activity; copper ion binding. The transcript is spliced from 3 exons. The record is from RefSeq and is a predicted model, not a curated record. The coding region runs from base 1 to 1776 and encodes 591 amino acids.
AUGACAACCGCCAUGGGUAAUUUACUGCUUGUAUUUCUAUUCCUUGUAAACCGGGCAUUCGCUGCUACGGUGAAUUUCACGAUCAACCUAACGUGGGAAAACUACACGGUUGCAGGGGUCACACGCGAGGUGAUCCUUACCAAUGGGCAAUACCCUGGACCGGAACUGCGAAUGAAACAGGGCAAUGAUGUGUAUUUCGAGGUCAUCAAUUGCUGUCCAUUCAAUGUCACGGUACACUUUCAUGGAAUUGAGCAGAUCGGAACUCCUUGGUCCGAUGGGGUUCCUGGAGUAUCCCAGCGGGUCAUACAAGAUGGCGAUGCAUUCCUAUAUCAUUGGACAGCCAAGCAAUACGGAGCCUAUUUCUAUCAUGCCCAUCAUCGCGGCCAGCUGGAAGAUGGUCUAUAUGGCCCGAUCUAUAUCACGCCCUCCAGCUCGGAGGAUAGACCGUUCAGCCUCAUUACUAGCAAUAGCACGCAGCUACAGGCCAUGAUUGAGGCGGAGAAACAGACUACCCCCCUUAUACUAUCUGAUUGGCGUCUGCUGACAUCAGAAGAAAUCUGGAGUGCCGAGGAAGCUUCAGGUCUUGACUCGAUCUGUGCCAAUUCUCUGUUGAUCAAUGGCAAAGGCUCGAUCACUUGCUUUUCUCAAGAUGAGAUUAAUGCGUUGACGACGCCAAACCAAAGAGCGGCCCUGGGGACUUUGAACCUGACCGAUAUCGCAUGCUUUCCUCCCGAACUCACAGCUGCACAGGGAGAUUUCCGCCAUAAUAUCUCCGCCAUUCCACCCACAAUGUUUUCCGGAUGUACGCCCUCUCAAGGGCCCCAACAUGUGGUCAGCGUCGACCCAUCCCAGCAAUACGUGAGCCUGGACUUGACCAGCGCCGCCGGCCUGCUACACCUUACCUUCUCCAUCGACGAGCAUACGAUGUGGAUAUAUGCUAUUGACGGCCGAUAUGUUGAGCCGGUUGCCGUGAAUGCUAUCAAUAUCCCCAAUUCCAACCGCUACUCCGUCCUUGUCCCGCUCGACCAGACCACCGGCAACUAUACAAUCCGCAUGGUGAGCGGCAGCCCCCAGCAGAUCCUCAACACGACCGCAAUUCUGCAAUACAAAGCCCCGAAUAACCUCAAUCGCGACUCAAACCCCUGGAUCAACCUGACCGGCGGCAACGCUACCGCAAACACUGUCUUCUCCAACGACACUGCCAUCAUCCCCUUCCCCGCCAUCACACCCGCCACCAGCAUCGACGCAACCUACUUCCUCACCAUCGGUCACUACAAUGCGUCGUACCGCUGGACCCUCGGAAACAGCAGCUACGAUCUCGAGCUCGAAGAGUCCCAGCCACUCCUCUUCAACCAGACCGCCAUCCCAAGCGACCUGAUCAUCCGUACCACCAACGGCUCCUGGGUUGACUUGGUGCUGCAAGUCGACCAGCCGCUGCAGCCCGCGCACCCGAUCCACAAGCACUCGAACAAGCAUUUUGUGAUUGGCCAGGGCUCCGGUACGUUUGGGUAUGCAUCUGUGGCGGCGGCCGUGCAGGACAUCCCCGGCUCGUUCAAUCUAGUCAAUCCCCCGAUCCGAGAUACCACGCCGACACCGGUGGCUGUGAUGGGCCCGACAUGGCUGGUGAUUCGAUAUCAGGUUGUGAAUCCGGGCGCCUUUUUGAUGCACUGCCAUAUUCAGGUUCAUCAGAGCGGGGGUAUGGCGCUGGCGAUGUUGGAUGGGGUUGAUGUCUGGCCGACAAUUCCGCCGCAGUACCUGUAUGAUUCCGGUUACUAA